Messenger RNA from Tetrahymena thermophila SB210, 4512 nucleotides. Its product is annotated as transmembrane protein, putative. The transcript has 9 exons. Lineage: Eukaryota; Ciliophora; Oligohymenophorea; Hymenostomatida; Tetrahymenidae. The record is from RefSeq and is a predicted model, not a curated record.
AUGCUCUUCGCGAAAUUUGAUCUAUUUUCACAACCUUUCCUUUUUAAUUUAAAUAAUAAUUAAUUUAAAAAAGGAACAAUAUAGGGUUUACUUUUGUCUUUGGGGAUAAUUGGGGCCAUACUUGCAUAUUUUAUUUACUUAACCUAUCUAUUUUUCGCUAAUAAAAUAGACCCUAUUUUCAGAUCGCAAAAUUUUGUCACUAAUGAGCUAAUAGAAGUACCCUUACAUGAAGAUUUAGUAGCCUUUAAAUUCAUCGAAAGCCCUUAAUAUACUCUUGAAUAAUUCUAAAAGAAAAUGAAUUAGACCUAUAUUAUACCUAUUGCUACUUUCGGGUUUCAAUCACAAAAUGGCUACAAUAUAACUUUCCUUAACAUCACUGAAUGCACUAAUCCUGACCUUUAUGGUUACAAUUGUUUAGAUUUUUCUACCUUGGCUAAUAGCAGUUUAUUGAAUAGCAUAAAAAAUAAUAUUUUUUCUGUUAUAACAAUCCUCUUUUAUCCUUGCCCAACUAUAGACAACAUAAAAACAUUUGCUCCAGAUAAUUGCGCUAGCUAAAGUGAUAUUGACAACUUUGCUGAUGGUGCCUUUACUUCACUACGUUUAAAAAUGUUUACUUAAUAAUACAAUACAACAAGCAAAUAAACUUAAGCUAAUUUUAAGAAUUUUUAAAUGUUUCCUUAGUCAGACUAAUACAUUUUGAAUAGGUAAUAUGUAUAAAACCAAAUAACAAAAGUGAAAGAUGGUUUUCUCAUUUAAUCUGAAACUGAGUAUAAUGCUCCUAUUUCGUAUUCAUAUGAAAAUCAAUAUUUUCCAAAUGACUAGAAUCCUUAUAUCUAAGUCAGUAUUCAAAUUGAAGAAGUCAUUUACUAAACAUCAAUUUAGUUUUCAACUUUCCCAUCAAUUUUAGCAUUAGUUAACAGCGCUUUUAGUCUUUUAAUGUUUUUAGGAAUCUUUUGCAGAAAAUUUGCAAAUAAGUCUAUACUGUAGGAUUUUUUUUGUGUCUUCUUGCAAAAUAUGCAUUAAAAUCUUUAUGAAGAAGUAUUGAAGCAGAAUAAUCUUUUUUAAUCAAAUUCUUACAACACUCAAAUAGAGACAUAAUAAAAUAAAUUGAUAAUUGGAUAAGAAUUAACUGAAAGAGAAGUCUUUAACAGCCUUACUAUACCUAAUUUCAUAACAAAAUCUCGAGAAUAUAUUGAACAAAGCUAAUAGCUAUAAAUAAAUACCACCCAGAAUGAAAAAGAUGAAAUUAUCGAAUCUGAAGAAGGUAGAAUGCAGUCAUAGCCUGAUUAAUAGAAAAAUAAUUAACAAUUUCAGUUUAAAAAUUAAGCAAUAAAUUAAAAUAAACAAAUAUAAAAUUAUUAAAUUAAUGAAGAUAGUAAAUUUGAUAACAAUAAUUUAUUAGCAAGCAGUCGAAGUGAUAUUAGAAAUUCAAAUGAAUAAACUUACCGUGAAAUUUUUAAUAAUUCAUCUAGAAGGUAAACAGGUCCUCAUAGAUUAAGUAUUUUUUAAAAUUGUAAUUAAAAUUAGUAAAGAGAUGUUGUACAUAACUUACAUUCUGAUUAUAAUAUUUCUUAAAAACCAAAAAUUGAAAAAACCAAUCCUAUCCAAACUCAAGAAAUCAAUCUAAAUCUUUCUUAAUAGAAUUAGAACAUUUAACAAAGCUAAUCCUAAUCAUGUUAGUAAUAAGAUUCCAUUAAAAUAAAAACUGAAGAGAACAAGAUGAAUGAGCAAAAGAAGAAAAAAAUGAAUACAAUCGAAUAUUACACUAAAAAGUUGAAAGUUAUUUAGGAUAUAAACAUUUUCAAAAAAUUUACCUCAAUCAAUUUCGGAUAUUGGUUUUCUAUUUAGAAGAGACUCAAAUUCUUCAAAAUCUGCAAAAAGAAGAGUGAAGAACAGGAACAAAAAAAGCUAAGCUUAUAAUAAAAAACAUUUAUAGAAUAGUAAGUAUUAAGGAGAACAAUACAGGUUUUACUCUUAUCUUUGGGAAUCAUAGGGGCAAUAAUUGCAUAUUUUAUUUACUUAGCCUAUCUAUUUUACGGUAAUAAAAUAGAUCCUAUUUUCAGAUCACAAAACUUCUUCACUAAUGAACUAAUAGAUGUACCGUUCCAUGAAGAUUUAGUAGCCUCUCGAUUCAUUCAUAAUCCUAAUUAGACUCUAGAAUAAUUGGAAUAGGAGAUGAAAAAAACUUACAUUGUACCUAUCGCUUCUUUUGCAUUUUAAUCAUAAACUGGUUACAUUUAUACUUUACUUAAUAUCUCUAAAUGCUCUAAUCCUGAUCUUUAUGGCUACUAUUAUUUAGAUUUUUCUACCUUGGCUAAUAGCAGUUUAAUGAUAAGCAUAAAUAACAAUAUUUUUUCUGUUAUAGUAAUCCUCUUUUAUCCUUGCCCAACAAAAGACAACAUAAAAACAUUCGUUCCAGAUAAUUGUGCUAGCCAAAAUGAUAUUGACAUUUUUGCUAAUGAUGAGUUUACCUCAUUUCGUUUAAAGCUAUUUACUUAAUAAUACAAUACUACUAGCAAAUAAAAUAAAGUUAAUUUUAAGAACUUUUAAAUGUUUCCUUAGUCAGAUUAAUACAUUUUGAAUAGAUAAUAUCUAUAAAGUAAAAUAGCAAAAGGGAAAGAUAGCUUUCUCAUGAAAUCUGAAUCUGAGUGUCUUAUGAAAAUCAAUUAAUAGAAUCCUUAUAUCUAAGUCAGUAUUCAAAUUGAAGAAGUCAUUUAAUAAACAUCAAUUUAGUUUUCAACUUUCCCACAAAUUUUAGCAUUAGCUAACAGCGCUUAGUUUUUUGAUAUUUUUUGGAUAACUUUGCAAAAAAUUAGCAAAUAAGUCAAUUCUGUAGGAUUUUAUUUGCGUCUUCUUGUAAAAUAUGCAUUAAAAUCUCUACGAAGAAGUAUCGAAAAUGAAAAAGAUGAAAUUAUAGAAAUUGAAGAAGUCAUAAAUUAAAAUAAACAAAAUUAAAAUUAGUAAAUAAAUGAAGAUAGUAAAUUUGAUAACAAUAAUUUAUUAGCAAGCAGUCGAAGUGAUAUAAGAAAUUCAAAUGAAUAAACUUACCUUGAAAACUUUAAUAUUUCUUCUAGAGGGUAAAUAGGUACUUUUAGAUAAAAUCUUUUCUAAAUUUGUAAUUAAAAUUAGUAAAGAGAUGUUGUACAAAAUGUACCUGCUGAAAAUAUUGUUUUUUAAAAACAAAAAAUAGAAAAAAUUAAUCCUAAAGAAAAUCAAGAAAUCAAUCUAAAUUUUUCAUAAUAGAAUUAGAACAUUUAACAAAACUAAUCUAAAUCUUGCUAAUAAUAAGAUUCCAUUAAAAUAAAAACUGAAUAGAACAAUAAGAGUGAGCAACUGAAAAAAAAAAUGAAUACAAUUGAAUAUUACAUAAAAAAGUUGAAAGUUAUUUAGGAUAUAAACAUUUUCAAAAAAUUUACCUCAAUCAAUUUCGGAUAUUGGUUUUCUAUAUACAAGAGACUCAAAUUCUUCAAAAUCUGCAAAAAAAAGAGCGAAGAACAGGAACAAAAAUAGUUGAGCUUAUAAUAAAAAACAUAAAAUUAAGAUAAAAGAGGUAAUUAUUUUGAGAGUUAAAUUGACAUUUUAGAUUCAACAGAAUUGUCUUGCUAAUAUAUUAAAAAAUUCAUUCUUAAGUGCGCCAAUAGCAAAAACACUCAAAUAGAAACAUAAUAAAAUAAACUGAUAAUUGGAUAAGAAUUCACUGAAAGAAGAGUCCAUAAUAGCUUCACUAUUCCAAAUUUCAUAACAAAAUCUCGAGAAUAUAUUGAAAAAAGCUAGAAUAUAUAAAUAAAUAACGCCUUUUAGAAUGGAGAAGAUGAAGUAAUCGAAUCUGAAGAAUAUAAAAAGCAGUAAUAGCCUGAUUAAUAGAAAAAUAGUUAUUCAUUUGAAUUUGAAAAUAAUGUGAUUAAUUAAAAUUAGUAAAUUAAUGAAGACAGUAAAUUUGAUAAAAAUAAUUUAUUAGCAAGCAGUCGAAGUGAUAUAAAAAUUUCAAAUGAAUAAUCUUAUCUUUAUAGCUUUAAUAGUACAUAAAGAAGGUAAAUAGGGACUUUCGAAUAAAAUACUUUCUAAAAUUUUAAUUAAAAUUAGGAAAGAGAUAUUGUACAAAGUGUACCUGCAGAGAAUAAUGUUUUUUAAAAACAAAAAGUAUAAAUAGUUAAUCCUAAAGAAAGUCAAGAAAUCAAUCUAAAUUUUUCAUAAAAGAUUUAAAAAAUUUAGUAAAGCUAAUCCAACUCUUACCGAUAAGAAGAUUCCAUUAAAAUAAAAGUAGAAAAGAAUAAAAUGAAUGAAUAAAUUAAAAUAAAAAUGAAUACAAUUGAAUAUUACACUAAAAAUUUGAAAGUUAUUUAAGAUAUAAAUGUUUUCAAAAAAUUUACCUCAAUCAAUUUCGGAUAUUGGUUUUCAAUUUAGAAGAGACUCAAAAUCUUCAAAAUAUGCAAAAAGAAGUCAAAAAAAGCUGAGCUUAUAAUAAAAAACAUUUAUAGAAUAAUAAGCGUUAAGGAGUAUGAAUAUCAUUGA